This is a messenger RNA of Vigna unguiculata (cowpea), 846 nucleotides long. Its product is annotated as glutaredoxin-C6 pseudogene. Lineage: Eukaryota; Viridiplantae; Streptophyta; Magnoliopsida; Fabales; Fabaceae. The record is from RefSeq and is a predicted model, not a curated record.
UUCCACUUGCGUUGUCUUUGAGUUUCUUGUCUUUGAGUUUCUCACAGAAAUAUAAGAACAGAAACAGACUCUUUCUUCUUCUCUUGUUGUACUGCACCAAGUCACAGUGAGGUGAGAGGAUGCAAGGAAUAGGAUCAGGGUUUGUAAAUUCAAACGAGCUAGAGCUGAGUCCCACCAUGAGUAGCUCCUCCUCCUCACUCUCCAUGGACCUAGACGAGUCCACCGAGACCAGGAUCCAACGACUCAUAUCGGAGCACCCGGUCAUCAUCUUCACCCGAUCCUCCUGCUGCAUGUGUCAUGUCAUGAAGAAGCUCUUAGCCACCAUCGGCGUUCAUCCCACCGUCAUCGAAUUAGAUGAUAAUGAGAUCGCCGCCCUUCCCCUCCCAGACACCGUCGCCCCUGCAGCAUUCAUCGGCGGCAACUGCAUCGGUGGCCUUGAAUCCCUUGUCGCCCUCCACGUCAGUGGCCAUCUCAUCCCCAAACUCGUCCAGGUCGGCGCUCUCUGGGUAUAAUGACACAACCCAAUCCCAGCCACCAGCCACCACCUCGCACAAGCGACCACCACGUCACCUAUCAAUAUUCCUACAUUCCAUUGUCUCAUUCCUCUCUCUAUUUCUCUUCUUAAUUAAUCUUUAUAUAUCUUAUGCUAUAUAUAUAUAUAUAUAUAUAUAUAUAUAUAUAUGCUAUGCAAUUGCUAGUUAGUACCUAUCUACCUAGCCAGUACUAUUAUUACUUAUUAUAAUUAGUAGUAUUAGUUUCAAAACCAAGAAACUGAAACAUGGCUAAUUGUAUAAUUUAGGGUUGUGAAAUGAAAUCUCAAUUUCUGUUUGAGUGUUGUUGAUGAAA